AUGACGACCAUCCAGGAUCUUGGCAGAGUUGUUGAUGCUGCCUUAGCGUACGAAAGUGCUUGGCCCGAGGUUGGGGGAAUUUCCGGAUCCUCAUUUGCUUGCUCCGAAAUCAUCAGAGUUGCGGAAUCCAUCCGAGGCAAAUUUGAGAUUAUCACCAUCCCCCAGUCCACACUGGAGGCUGGUAAGCUGGGAGUCGCUUGGGAUGUUCAGUUGGAGCAACCGUCUCAUCUCAAGAUCGACCAAGAUUGGGAGUCGUUCACUCACUCUUUUAUCGCUGAAAUCAUCCGUGGUGCGUGCGAUGGGGCCUGGCUGGUCUCUGACGAUUGGAAUCAACUUCUUCCCCACCUCAAACUCACCACCGUGGAAGACUUCUUGACGGACAUAUGGAAGGACUAG
This is a messenger RNA of Colletotrichum chrysophilum, 396 nucleotides long. RefSeq lists its product as uncharacterized. The coding region runs from base 1 to 396 and encodes 131 amino acids. The record is from RefSeq and is a predicted model, not a curated record. The transcript has 2 exons. Lineage: Eukaryota; Fungi; Ascomycota; Sordariomycetes; Glomerellales; Glomerellaceae.